AACAACGGACACUCGAGUAUGGUGAUCUCAUUCUCACCCAUUCAACAUGACUCAUCCAAAGAGUUUGUCGAGUAUCCAUAUGUUUGAGGAUAAUGAGCCACGACCUGCAACAUCUUUCCCUUGCUUGAGUUAGGCAUCAUACCGAAACACAUGAUUCAUGACUCUGUUGAAAAGGUAAGGGGCAUUCGAUACCGCCUUGUGAAGGCCAUAGCGUUGUAGGUUGAAUUUGGGAUGAAAUAAUCUUGCAUCAUGUGCUUGUGGUCGUCUUCCUUGUUACAUCUCACUGAUUUUCGUGUUGAUGAACUGCCGCAAGAUGAAGUUGCUUAAUGGCGGUGAGGAUGGUUUGCAUACAUGAUGAACAUUUCUAUACGAUCACGCUCAAGUUGGCACUCAUACUCUCAUUGUCUAGCAAAUUAAAGGCUUAAGAUUUUUAAAUUCUUCGAUUCCAAUGAAAAUCAAUUGAUAACACCUAAAAUAUGUGCUAUUUGGCCCCUAUUUGACAAAAAAAAUCGCGACCAUGAUCUCACGAUGGAGGCCGCGAUCUUAGAACUUGAAGAUUACGUCAAAACGUAAAUUUUUUAGAGAUUCGAUGUCGUUUUAGGCUGGUCAUGCCCCCAUUAGGUCACGCCCUCGAGGCUAUAAUCAGUGACAUGACACUAUAGAUACCCAUUUUUUGCACUUAACAAAGAAGAGUCAGCUUUGAGAGAGAAAAUAAGGAUAUUUGGGUAGUUUUAGAGAGAGAAAUACCUUAGGAGAGGUUAUAGGAAGAUCCAAUCCACCCAAUGAGUAAGGAGAAGGUGCGAUCGAAAGAGAAGAAGAUGGUUACCAACACUACCCCCCCCCCCCCCCCCCCCCCCCCCCCCCCCGGUUUGUAUUUUCUUUCUCUCUUUAUGACUUGAAUCCCUAAGGUUGUUUAUGGAAGAUGAACCCAUAGAUCGUGUAUGGGUCUUAUGUAUGAAUGAUUUUGAGCCUAUAAUCUAUGUCUAUUUGAUGUUUGUGCAUAAAACUCUUGAUUGAUUGAGAUUGAUUUGUUCUUAACCUAGGUGAUAGUUCAAUCACCUUAGGUCAAAGGGUGAUCUAGACAUCAAAUAGUCUAGGAUUUUGUGUAUCCCAUUUGCCUUAGUUGCAACUUAGAUAAUAGGAAAAUUAUCAUUACUUUACACAUGGAUUUAUGGUGUAUUUGAGUUUGACUAGGGUGCUUAAAGCUUCUAAUUAGGAUUAGAUGGGUGUGAAUGCCGCUUACCUUGAUUAGUCGACCUAGAAGGCUAGCUAGAGAUUGAGGUGACCGUCCCCUUCUAGUUAGAGUCUCACCUAGUCAAGGGAGAAGGGAGAAAGUUCAAGCAAGAAUGAAGAGAAGUUUCAUCUCACUUGAUCACCAAAUGCCAAAACCACGGUGGACUUAGCCAUAGAGCGCUUCGUGAUAGGGAUCGAGUACACAGAUACUAGUGCUCCUAACCUUGCUCCGGGUUGCUUCUACAUAAGGUUUGAAAUUGAAGCAGAGGACAAACGACGCAAGAUGAUGGAAAAUCAAGAGGAGCACGAUGGUCAACCUAACGAAGAUCUUGCUAAUGACCACAUUCGUACACCUAUUGAACCAGAAGAGGAAGUAAAAGAGAUGGGAGCAUAAAUGAGGUCAAUGAGGGUGAAGAGUUGAGCUAAGAGGAUGAUGAGGUUGAAUACCAAAUUGAGGAGGACACCAAGAAAGAAGAGAGGGAGGAGGUUGAAGAAGAGGAUGAAGAUGAUUUGGGGUUCAUCAACGCUAGGAUGCUCGAAGAGGCCAUUUACUUUGACCACGAAAGGUCACCCGACCUUGAAGGACUCCCUGCAUCGGAUCCUUUUUCAACAACUCUUUGGCGAGACGAGGCCAUGGUAUCAUUAAUCCCUCUUGGUGGAUCUGAUAAUGACCCUUCGAGGAUGCUUGAUUUGGUUCGAAGUAUAGAGAUGAAAAAGAGAAGUGAAGUGAGGUUCAAUUGGUGGUGUCUCAAACAUUCUCUUCUACAUGAGCCUUCACCGAAUGAUUGGAAGACCGAUAAAGACUUGAGACUCAAUUUUUACGAUGAGAACCUCAAUCUCAAGGAGGUUUUAAGUUGGACUGAGAACUUAAGGCAAGCAUUUGAUGAUAAGACAUGAAAGACACGCUAGUUGGAAGGCACCCCAACAUCAGUUUGACUUUUCUUCUCAUUACCUUUGAAUAAAGAACUUACUUGAUUGAAUCUUGUUUUUAUAAUUAUUUGUAGUGGAGUGAUAGUGAAUGACCUUGAUAGUUAAGAAUGAAUUUUAAUGGAAUAUGGUGAAAUGUUGAAAUGUUGUUGUUGUUGAGAAAUCGUGCUAGCCUACUAACUAAGCUACUUAGGUCUAGGGAACGGCAUGGCUAGUGCAAUAGGUGCUUGGAUACCUUGGUGGGUUUGAAUUUCAUGAGUUUAUGAAGUUUUAAUGUCUUCCAUCAAGUGCUCGGUGAACUUUAACUUGUAUUUCUUGAUCAAUUGCUUAUCAAUUGAACUUUAUUUAUUAAAGAUAGACCCUUAGGAGUGUGUUUAUGACUUGAGAUUGAAUCUUUGAUGGAUGAUAUUUGAGUUUGCGACUUCGGAUCAUUUUUCAAUUUUUGCUUUGACAUGCUUCUAGAGCCGUGAGUUCAAACUUUGGUUGUUGUCUAAUGAGUUCAUUCUAGCCUUCGAGCGAGGUAUAGAAACAUCUAAAAGACAAGGUGUCCCUGUUUUCAUGCAUUUAGACCACGACCCUAGUCAUUACAACAUGUGUUUCCACCUAUGCACCUCUAGUUUCUACAUUGUAACAAUUAAGUGUGGGGGUGUAUAGAGUGAACCUAAGGAUGGAUUUUGUUGUUUCAAUUUAUCAAGUGUGUUGCUUAAUGGUUUGUUUGGACAUCUAUUGUGCUUUUUCUCUUAUUUAGUCAAAUUGAUCGAGGAUAAAGGGGCUUGUGGAGGGCUCUAAUCCUAAGUAUCACACACGAAGAAACUGAACCCGCCCUCGACAAGAAGAACCACAAAUCCAAGAAGAACAACCAUAACCUCAAGUCGAGGAGCAACCACAAGAAGAACAAUACCAACAACUAGAAGUGCCAUCUAGAAGGCCGAGAGAUCAAGUUCAAAAGGGGAUUUCUUGGUUUUGGGAGGACCAUUUCUUUACCUUUUUCUCGUUUCUAUAAUUUAAAUAAUGAUAUAUGUAGGAUGUUAGUAGUAUGUAUGUUUUUUCUAUUUUAGUACUUAGUAUAAAUUCUACUUAUAUUAAUUAGUACAUGUGUUGUUUAAUUUAUCUUUUCGUGGAUGUGAUUGAUCUUUUUCUUAGUUAUUUUUCUCGUGGAUGUUUCUCAGCAAUUGAUCCCACCCGCCCAACCCUUCGAUCCUACAAUCAACUCAACAUCACCAAAUUAGUAACCUCGUUCCCAUAUCCUUCGUUGGUGCUCACAUUGAGGACAAUGUGUUCCUUAUGUGUGGGGAUUGCGCAUUAAUGCUUAUGGAAUGCUUGUUAUCGAUUGAUCUUUCUUAUGCUAUGAAUAUUUGAACGAGAGAGAGUGUGCUUUUAGAGUGAUUGUGGAUAAUAAUCUAGCACAACUUGACCACUUGGAGCUUUGCAUGCCCCCUUUUUUUUAAAUUUGAGGGCUCCAAGUUGGCUCCUUUGCUUGCAACGUGAUUACUUGCUUUGGAUCGUUGAAUCUUGCUCCCAAUUAUCUCGACCAAUGUUGAUGAUCGUAAUGCGUGGUAUGUCUUGAGUCGAAGUGGUUGUGUUUGAUUUCUUAAUGUAUGUGGGUAUGUGUGUUUGAAAAAUGAUUAAUGAUAGGUUUGAAUGUGAGUGAACCCUAGUUAUCUUGGUUAGGCCAUCGGAAAGGUGCUUGGUUUCGUGCUUUCUUGCAACAAGCGUACAAAAAGAAGAGAAAAGAGAGAAUAAAGUGGGGUGUAACGU
This is a messenger RNA of Linum trigynum, 3918 nucleotides long. Lineage: Eukaryota; Viridiplantae; Streptophyta; Magnoliopsida; Malpighiales; Linaceae. The record is from the annotation of a GenBank genome assembly.